Messenger RNA from Geodia barretti, 2566 nucleotides. NCBI's taxonomy places the organism in Eukaryota, Metazoa, Porifera, Demospongiae, Tetractinellida, Geodiidae. The record is from the annotation of a GenBank genome assembly.
AGCGACGCCUCUUUUUCGUGCAUCUGUCCUGAUUCCAAUCUGCAUGGUCUCUGAACGUACACAGUAAGGUGGGUGGAGCACCUGCAUGCUGAUUCAUCCUGGCGUGUGACGUGACCAGUGAGGCACCUUACUCUCCGUCCUUCGCUGCGACACCGUGUACUAAAGAAGAGCGGACCCAACAAGAAAAUGGCAUCCAAUCCUUACAACCCUCCCCCUGCUGCCCACCAGCACACUGUGGUUAUUCAACCUGUUGUGGUCAGCCAACCUACCGUCAGAAGUCAAACUGAUGACUUUUUUGGAGGACUGGGCAGGGCACUGGACAACACUGCUAAUGACUUUAUGAGAGCAACUGCUGAUGUGUCUCGUGAAUUGGUGACUUCCAACCCACUGGAUUUUUUGAAAACUGGUUAUGUGGUGCAGUUGGUUACCAAGCUAAGCGGAAAGAGUCUUCGUGUGCUUGAGAAUGGGGUUCUGGACUGUGGUGGACAUACUGGCACUGCUUGUGAGUCAUGUAAUAGAUUAAUCAGUGAACACCAACCUGUUGUUAUUUCGUAUCCUACUGACCGUUGUAAGCAUGUGUUUCUGUUCAGUGUGGCAAGUACAUGUGAUGCAUUAUAGUGCUGCGGACACAAAUACAAACCAGCAAUGGUGAUCUUUACUAUUUUAGUCAUAGCUGAGUCCUCUUAGGACCAGUUAACCAUGGUACAUUAGUUUUAGGUAUGUGUAUAUAAAACCAUACUAUAGGUGCACACCUAUGGCAUAUUUGAACUGUGCACUCAUACUGGCUUGGGAAUAGCUUGGGGCUCUCCCAGGGAGAGUACCUAUGUAUUCAUGGGAUUAUAUAUAACUGAGCACACUGACUGAACCUGUGCAGUGUAGUUUUCUCAAAGCCUUAGUCAAGACUGGAGGGUCUUCUGCACAGAAGUACCCAGGGACUAUGCAGAGUGAGGAGUGCUCAUCUGGUCCUGAUAAGAGCAGGAAUUGUCUUUUGUUAUCAGUAGAGCCUGAGAACUCAAGACUACGUCUUUCUCAACUUAUUCGUGAAAGACUAUAUAAUUCCUAUGGAAGUGUCGUACAAUAUCUUAAUUUGUCUGAGUUGAAAAUUAGACUAGUAAAAACAAGGCUACUUUCCCCACUAGAAGCACACAACCGCAUCACUGAUGCUGAGAAACUUAUUGCAAGAGUGGAAGAGAUAGGCUUGUUAGCUUAUUUCAAUUUCUACCAGUGUAUAACCAAGGAGACAAACCACCUUGGCCAUAGAUAUGUUCAGGCCAGUACUUGAGAACAAAGAAUACGCAUCUGAUCUGGAAGUGGAGCAUUCGGUGACACUUAAAGACAAGCUCUUUAGUAAUUUGCAACAAUUAACAUCAUGUGAUUUGCAAUCUCUGCUAAACCACAUGUACAGCAAGAAUCUUCUCACCUGUACGGAAUGGGAUAAGCUACAGAGUCAAGUGCACGGGGCAACCAAUGACCUACUAAUUCACAUAGCUGCUGUUCUGGACUCAAAAGGACCUCUUGCUCACAGUAUAUUUGCUGAGUGUCUCCACAGUGCUGACUCUGAGGCAUACAAACUGGUCUUUGUGGAAGAUCAGCCACAUGACUCACUUGAGCCGCUUGAAGAUCUAGAUAUGGCAGUUGUCCGUGUUUCAUCGCCUUCAAGGCAGUUCCCUUCAAAGCUAAAACUACAUGGCUGUUUGAAGGGAAGCAGAUACAAUACAACCAUGAAGAUGUUCCAGGAGUGCCACCACAAUGGUCAGUGGAUCAAGCUCGAAUUGGAAGUGGAGAAAUUGAUGAGACCUGGCAUCCCAAAAGAAUUCCAGGUAGUUGCUCUUCUUGAAAGUGCUGUAAGUUGGGUGUUUCGAAGAGGGGAGAAGGAAGCAGUGGAUUUAGUAGCUCAAGCAAGGGAACUUGCUGCCCAAGUUGAUGGAGAUAAUUCCACUAUUCUCAGUGGCAGGUGUGAGUACAUCUUGUCUCGGCUGUACAGAUACCUCCAGCAGUAUGAUGAGGCACAUGAACACAUACUCAAGUCUACACACUUCCUACAUAUGGUGGAGGAAGGCGAGGACACGGCAUUUCUACAUUACUGCAAUGCUUGCAUUCAAGUCGAGACACUGACUGACCAUCCUACACAGAAACAACUUCGCUCCGUGAAUAUGUCCUACGAGCAUGCCAUUGACCAUGCCCGGGCUCAGGACUCUGGACUUGAUCUUGUUGCACCGCAUUCCUUUAUAAGGCUAGCACAGAUGUAUCUUGGGUCAACGCACUACAGGCCUGGCUCACAGAGGGAGGAAUGGAGUAUUUCCAAAGCCACUAGCUGCCUGAAAGCAGUCAACCAGUGCUCUCUGUCACGGCGAUCUCAGUGCCACUAUCUGCUCAUGGAGUCUGAUCUGAAGCGCUGUCAACAGGACAUCCCACAGUGUAGACUGGCAGCACAAACAGCAUUGGAGCUGGCUCAUACCUACAGCUUUACUAUAGAGAUUGCUUCGGCAGAGAAAAGAAUUGACUCCCUGUAACAUGCAUGUGUGUAAUGCCAUAUAAAGGUACUUAUCACUCUCAUAAUCAGCAG